GAAGAGCUGCAUAAUUCAUACUGAUAUUUUCUAAAUGGCCAGUGCAUGGUGUUACAAAAUCAUACAUGAAUAAUAAAGGAUCCAAUUAAAGUAUAAGACAGAUCAGUUUAUUCGAAUACAGCAGAGUUCAUUAGCAUUGUUUCUAUUUCCAUGUUGCAAGUUAAGUUUAAAAAACUACCACUUUGCUUUGCAUUUUGAUGUAUCAAAAAGAAUAUUCGCUCUGUGCGCACGGGAAGAUGAAGAUGGCCGAACAGGUGACCAAGUCAGUGCUGUUCGUGUGUCUGGGUGACAUCUGUCGAUCACCCAUCGCAGAAGCAGUUUUCAGGAAACUUGUAACAGAUCAAAACAUUUCAGAUACUUGGGUCAUUGACAGUGGUGCUGUUUCUGACUGGAAUGUGGGCCGGUCACCAGAUCCAAGAGCUGUGAGCUGCCUAAGAAAUCAUGGCAUUAACACAGCCCAUAAAGCAAGACAGGUUACCAAAGAAGACUUUGCAACUUUUGAUUAUAUACUAUGUAUGGAUGAAAACAACCUGACAGAUCUGAAUAGGAAAAGUAAUCAAGUUAAAAACUGCAGAGUGAAAAUUGAACUACUUGGGAGCUACGAUCCACAGAAACAACUCAUGAUUGAAGAUCCUUAUUAUGGUAAUGACGCUGACUUUGAGACUGUCUACCAGCAGUGUGUGCGGUGCUGCAGAGCCUUCCUGGAGAAGGUUCGCUGACCUGGGUCCAGUCCUGCUGUGGCCUAGGCUCGUCCCACAGGCCCGCAUUCUCAGUCAGGUGUCACAGUGUCACCAUUCCCUAGCCAAGGCUGCAGCCCUUUCUUCAGUUGACUCACUAUUUCUUACCUUAAAAAAUAAUUGUAGAUGGAAAUCAGUUGUUGUGUUUGGCGGAAGAAUAAAUAAAAAUUUUUGAUUCAGACAGUUUAUGGGGUAACUGUUCUUAGACUAGUUGAACCUCCCACUUUGCCCCAGUUACAGAAAUAGUGGAACAAACAAAAUAGUAGAGCAGCAAAAUAGAACAUAAUGAAGUAAAACAUCACUGUAAGGCCUGUCAGCAUCUGAGCCCAUUGGCACUUCCAAGAAUCUGCACUACCUCUUCCCUCUGUGUGGAUGGGGCCCCUGCCCUGCACUACCUCUUGAUGUCAGGGCCUGGUGUCCAGUGAUGUUGGCGAGAAGUGUUCAGAUAUGCGCAGAGUGCACACUUGUGCAUUUACAGGACAGGAAGGAAGAAGAUUUGUGGGAUUAAUCUUCAGCACCUUCACUCCUUAGUUUGUGUCUGUCUAGUUGAUUUCAUAAGGAAGUCAGCUUAAGUGUUCCUGUUAGAACCACUUUGCCUCUGGAAAUGUAAUUGUGUCUGAGGAGAAGGACACUUGU
Balaenoptera musculus (blue whale) is the source of this 1373-nucleotide messenger RNA. RefSeq names its product low molecular weight phosphotyrosine protein phosphatase-like. Gene Ontology annotation, cellular component: cytoplasm. Bases 198 to 719 code for a protein of 173 amino acids. The record is from RefSeq and is a predicted model, not a curated record. Gene Ontology annotation, molecular function: non-membrane spanning protein tyrosine phosphatase activity; acid phosphatase activity. The transcript has a single exon. Gene Ontology annotation, biological process: protein dephosphorylation. Lineage: Eukaryota; Metazoa; Chordata; Mammalia; Artiodactyla; Balaenopteridae.